Molecule: messenger RNA, 732 nt
Organism: Bipolaris oryzae ATCC 44560
Lineage: Eukaryota; Fungi; Ascomycota; Dothideomycetes; Pleosporales; Pleosporaceae
Exons: 2
Coding region: 1-732 (243 amino acids)
Source: RefSeq, a predicted model, not a curated record
AUGACCAGCAAAUAUGACCCAGCCCAGGUCACACACCCUCUCGAGGUUGCCAGACAGGCCGCCUUGGUCGGUGGAGCCUCAGCAAUUCCCGGUACGGUAAUCGGUGCUUUAUACGGCACAGUCCGCACCCAGACACCCGUCUUGUUUUCCAUCGUCUCAGGAGCCCAAUGGUUCGCUCUUGGAUCAACAUUCUGGGGUUUCCGCGCCUCACUCCUCAACCAGAAUGGCCUCGUAAACUGGUGGAACCUUACUCGAGGCGCCCCCAUCUACCCUCGUGAUGACCUGAGCCCAUCUCCCUCGGACAAAGUCCGCGCCUCUACCAUUGCCGGAGGAUCAACCGGCUUCACUCUUGGUUUCUUGUUUCGAGGUCCCCGCAACGUUAUUCCUGGAACUCUUAUGUUCAGUCUCGUAGGCUGGCUAGGACAGCAAGGUUACAACUACCUUGAUGCGAGAAACUCUGGUCAACUUCAGGAACUGGCGGAAUUGAGAGCUAAGGGCGAAGAAAAGCCAAAGGAGACUUUAACGGACAAGAUUGCGAAGAGCAGAUGGAGUCCAAUGCAAGUCUUGAGCGAUGAGGAUUACGAGAAGAUGAUGCAGGAGAAGCUGUUGAGGGUUGAAGCAGAUAUUGCUAUGAUCGAUGAUAAGAUUGCGGCACUGAGAAAACAGGCAGUUGAGAAGGAUGCGCAACAUCAGAUCAAGCAUGUGCACGAGCAGGACAGGAUUUCAAAGUGA